This is a messenger RNA of Ochlerotatus camptorhynchus, 2856 nucleotides long. RefSeq lists its product as uncharacterized. NCBI's taxonomy places the organism in Eukaryota, Metazoa, Arthropoda, Insecta, Diptera, Culicidae. The record is from RefSeq and is a predicted model, not a curated record. The coding region runs from base 520 to 2640 and encodes 706 amino acids. The transcript has 5 exons.
UCGAAACGCACAGCCUCGUGAUUCCAUUUCGCGGAUUCAAUCAAGUGGAAUUUUUACCUUCGUUCCAGCAGCGGAACUUUGCUGAAAGUUUUGAAAUUUAAAUUAGCAUCGCAGUUAGAUUUAUUCAUCCCCGUUUCUUUAGUGCUACAGAAUGUUCCACAAAUGACGACGGCGACAACAGCGGACGGAGCAGAAUUCGACGAAUUAUCAUUCCGCUGCUAACCAUCUACAGAAAACAACAGAUCCCGACCCAAGAAGCGAUACAUGAGUGCAAUUUAAACAUCAUAAUCAUCAUCGUUCGCCAGUGGCAGUGAGACAAACAAAAAAUCACCGGACUUUGUUGGAGCCAAGUACGGAGGUACCUACCGAGGUGGUAGUUUCAUAACGGAGUGUAUGUAGUGUGCCGUACGAAGAGAAAAAAGUGCAAAUCAGUGACCUCAAGUCAAGGUGGUGAAAUCAUUGCAAAUAAAUAGAGAAAAAAAGUGUUAUAAGAAGAAGAUUAGGAAGUAGAAGAAGAAGAUGUCCUACGAGUACAGCACGACGGGUCGAACCGCUAGUACAAGUUCGAUCUAUGACUACCCGGAACACCUGAAUCCGUUCUACGAAGAUGAGAACCACAAGCGAUUACGGUUCUGGCAGUUUGGCAAUCAUCGAUCGGAUAAACCCAGAUCGGACCGGCGCGGCAGUUUGGUCAGCAUCAGAGAUGGACUGAGAGAUAUGUGGGAAUUCAAAACGUUUCGUCUGAAAAAGAAACGAUCGUCAUCGUUGGGUAUCAAUAAGACGUCAGAAAGUCCGCCACCACUACGACGAGAAGACGCCGACUCGCACUACAACACCAUCAGCAAUGCAUCGGCCUACCGGAACACAAUCAACACCAUGGGCUCUGGGUAUUCGCAGUCCACCACUACCACGCCACAAUUUCAACGGAACUCGCGUUAUCGCAGCUCAAUGCAGGACCAAUCAAAGGAAAACGGAAUUGGCCUCCAUAGAAACGAUCGCUAUCGAAGCACAAUUCAGAACGGUUUCGCGACUUACAGCGGUAACAUGGUCACUUCUACGCCGCGAUCGCGCUACAAUGCCACCGAUACCACCGGACGUGGAAUGACCGCAGGAGUUUCUCAAUCUAGUCUCAAAAGCUCAAACCCCUUUGAUGAUGACGAAAUGGAUGAUAGCGUAUCGCUGAACGAUAGCUUCAACAACGGAACGCUGCGGCAGAGUAUGACGAGGCAACGAAAGAAGCGGCGAGCACCACCACCGCCACCGGUACGAAAUUUGGCAAACACUUCCGUUGAUUCAACGCAUACCGUCCUUGCCACGCGCUUGAAGAUUGACGAAUCACCACCACCAGAAGAUCCUGAAGAUGUGAAAAAUCUUACCAAUCUAACGGCUGAAAUCGAAUCAUUCGUACGUACUACUUCUGAUGACGAAGUGAACCGAACGACCACAACACAACCCAAUCAAUUCGAAAACCUGGCAUCGACCAACGAUAGUAACAACAACCACGUGACGGAGCUUGUAAUAGUUGAAAGAAAAGAAGAAAUUGUUGAAAAGGUGAACGCCACCCAAACUGAUAGACAAGAACAAGAUCUAUCAACAGUUGAUGGCAGCAUAAAGUCUGCUGAACCAACACCAACAAGCGAAAUCCCAGAACCCGUGGAACACAUGUCGCGAAUAGAGGAACUCAGAAUAGAAGAAACAGAAUCAAAACCCGUAGCUCCCCCUCAGCCUUCACCGCGCUCUAAGUCAUCUCCUCCACCAAUCCCACAGACACCGCCCGUCGUCGAAGGAGAAGACCUGGAAGGCAUCGCUCUUCCUGAAACUCCCGUUCCAGCCCGGCGCCUCAACAAAAACCGCAAUCAGAUCCGCCAAACCAAUGGAACCGCACUUCGAAUAACCGAGUCUUCAGAUUCUGCAACGGCUAGCACAACCGAGGAAGAAGAAAACAUGGAAUCCAAAGCGAUCAAAUCCAUCAACUAUGAGUUCCAGUACAAGGUAGAACCAAUCAAAACAGAAAUCGACGAAAAAAUUGGCACAGCUCGUCUGAUGAUAAGUGAGUCAACCGGUGAUAUCAGCUCCUUUCAAAAUACCGGUACUGAACGGCGACGUUCGGUCCGUGACAUCAUCGAAUCAAUCAAUAAAAGCCAGAGUCUCCUGAAGGUCAACCAUGAAUCUACUGGCAUUUUGCACUCUGCUCAAUCGAAUGAUAGCGUCAAUCGAAACAUUAGAGAGCUGAACGAGCGUGAAAAGGAGAUUCAACGAAUGCUCCACGAAAUGGAAGCCACCUUGAGCAACGUUCAACCCGAGCCUCGCCAAGUGUCGUCCGUUCCGCCACCGAUCAACAAACGUGGCUCCUACUACGAUAACGUGCCGGAAGGUGAUGAGAACCUUGAUAAUUUGGAAGAUCGUAACAAUCUUCUGAGCAAAUCGGCGUUACGUUCCAAGAAGAGUCCGACCAAGUCGCUUGGUAUCGAACAGUCAGACGAUGUGCAAUUUCAGGAUUGCAUCGACUGGAACCCAUUGCCCAAGCCGCGGCGCAGUCGGCAUUUUCCCGACUCACAAGCUAAUCAGUCAACGUCAGCAGCGGGAGGUGUUUUGACAGUUAUCGAUCAAAAUAAUAACGGCAAUACUAAUCAGAGUUAGCUCUUCAGUGCACAGAGGCAGAAUAUUGUUUUAUGGUGCAAUGAAUGAGAAGUCUUCAACUUAGCUUAGUUUAUUAUUUAUUCAAUCGGCCAAUAUUGACGCAUGGUUUCCUUACACACGCCGUCAGUUCUAAGUUUAGGUGCUUGACGCUGGAAGCAAGUGUUGGUGUAAAUUAUUGUUACAAUGUUGAUUCAAAUAAAUGUGUAGACAAGAAUA